Molecule: messenger RNA, 4078 nt
Organism: Pecten maximus
Lineage: Eukaryota; Metazoa; Mollusca; Bivalvia; Pectinida; Pectinidae
Product: probable 2-oxoglutarate dehydrogenase E1 component DHKTD1, mitochondrial
Exons: 23
Coding region: 51-2810 (919 amino acids)
Biological process (GO): tricarboxylic acid cycle
Molecular function (GO): thiamine pyrophosphate binding; oxoglutarate dehydrogenase (succinyl-transferring) activity
Source: RefSeq, a predicted model, not a curated record
UCAAUCGGAGGUAGGAAAAGACGUAAACAACCAAACACCGGCCACCAGUCAUGUUACUGUCCAAACUUCGCUGUUUGUGCACAGUAGGGCAAUUGAAUCGAGCAGCAAUUGCAUGUUAUCAUUCCAAGAAAGGCGUGUUUGGAUACAAACCAUUGAAGAAACAUGAUUUGACAGAUAUCAGCCAGAAUGUGAUUUCAAACCGAGCACAGAAUGCCAAUGUUUACCGGAUGGUGGAAGCAUACAGAAAGUAUGGUCAUAGACAAGCCAUGUUGGACCCUCUCUGUCUGCAGACUGUCGAGAAUGUUCCUGAGCUGUGUCCCUCCAAGUACGGUUUGUCAGUCGACAGUCAGAACAGAUUCUCCACGGAGGGCAUCCUACAUACUGACCAGGCUACAAUGACCCUUUCCGAGCUGGUCAGGUUUCUGGACCAGGAGUAUUGUGGACACAUGGCUGUAGAAUUUGACCAUCUGGAGACAGAGGAAGAGCGUAAUUGGUUUGCAGAAGCAUUUGAAUCAAAACGAAACAAGGAAUUCUCCCCUGAUGAGAAGAUUUCCUUAGCAACACUUAUGAUGAGAUGCCAGGCAUUUGACCAUUUCCUGGCCAACAAGUUUACAACAGUGAAGAGAUACGGGGGAGAAGGUGGUGAAAGUAUGAUGGGAAUGUUUAAAGAGAUUUUCCAGAAGAGCUCAGAGAGUGGAAUCUCUGAUAUAGUAGUAUGUAUGCCCCACAGAGGACGACUGAACUUCCUGACCUGUAUGUUACAGUUUCCACCUGUUAUCAUGUACCAGAAGAUGAAAGGGAUGACAGAACUUCCCCCAGGUGCCAAAGGGACUGGGGAUGUACUCUCUCAUUUAUAUACAUCUGUUGAUCUGAAAUAUGGCAGUGAAAAUGUCCAUGUGUCUCUGAUUCCAAAUCCCUCCCAUUUAGAGGCUAACAACCCAGUAGCUGCAGGGAAGGUAAGAGCCAAACAACAGACCCUGAGAGAGGGAGACUACUGUCACGGGGAGGACACAUCCCCAGGGGACAAGGUGCUUUGUCUACAGGUUCAUGGAGACGCAUCUUUUUCUGCUCAGGGAGUUGUGGCUGAAACGUUUGUGUUUGCUGAAUGUCCUCACUUCAGAGUUGGAGGAAGUGUGCAUCUAAUCAUCAACAACCAGGUUGGAUUUACUACGGAGGCAGAACGAGGCAGGUCCUCAAGGUAUUGCAGUGACUUGGCCAAAAUGAACAGUUACCCUAUCAUUCACGUUAAUGCUGAUUCUCCCGAGGAUGUAAUGAGAGCCACAGCUAUAGCCAUGGAUUAUAGGAACAAAUUCCGUAAGGAUGUCAUAAUUGACUUCAUAUGUUUCCGGAAGUAUGGACACAAUGAGAUAGAUGAUCCAUCUUUUACCCAGCCUACCAUGUAUCGGACCAUCAACAGCCGUACCAGUAUACCAGACAUGUAUGCCAGCAAACUUGUGGAUGAAGGUGUGUGUGGGCGGGAGGUGCUGGACAAGGCUAUCCAGGAGUGGUCAGCGUCUUUGGCCAAAGACAUGAGUACAGUAGACACACACGUUCCACAGCAGCGACAUCUUCAGCAACAGUGGUCUGGGCUGGUCCAGGCAUCUGAUUCUGUGACAACAUGGGACACCGGUGUGGAACAAGACAUCCUCAAAUUUGUUGGAGCCAAAUCAGUGGAUAUACCACAGGACCAGAAUGUGCACCCCACCAUACAGAAGACCCAUGUAGAGCGACGGAUACAAAGGGUAACUGAGGGGCGUGACCUCGACUGGGCAACUGCUGAGGCUCUCGCAUUUGGUUCUCUCAUGUACCAAGGCUUUAAUGUGCGGAUCAGUGGACAGGAUGUUGGACGUGGUACGUUUAGUCACCGACACGGGAUGAUCGUGGACCAGGAGACAGAUGACAUUGUUAUCCCCCUAAACCACAUGUCUGACCAGCAGACAGGCUUCAUGGAGGUUGCCAACAGUGCCCUGACUGAGGAGGCGGUCCUUGGCUUUGAGUAUGGAAUGAGUCUUGAGAACCCAAACAAUCUGGUUAUCUGGGAGGCCCAGUUUGGAGAUUUCUUUAAUGGAGCUCAGAUCAUCAUUGACACUUACAUUGCCAGUGGAGAGGACAAGUGGUUGUUACAGUCUGGUCUUGUUAUGUUACUACCACAUGGUAUGGAUGGAGCCGGACCAGAACACUCGUCUUGUCGUAUGGAAAGGUUCCUACAGAUGUGUGACAGUAGUGAACACAAGGUGGACAGUGACCAUGUCAACCUCCAGGUAGCCAAUCCUACAACUUCGGCCCAGUACUUCCACCUGCUGAGGAGACAGAUGGUGCGUAACUUCCGUAAGCCCCUCGUUGUGGUAGCCCCGAAGGUUCUGCUCCGUCUGUCAGCUGCCACAUCCUCCCUAUCAGACAUGGCACCAGGUACUAGCUUUAAACCUGUCCUUGGUGAUCCUGGGGUCAAAGGCGACAAGGUCACGAAGGUUAUAUUCUGUACAGGCAAGCAUUUCUACAACCUCAAGAAAGAGAGGGAGAGUAGAAAUCUCCAGGACUCCGCUAUUGUAAGGCUGGAGAGUCUAUGUCCAUUUCCUACAGCAGAACUACAGACAGAACUUCUUAAGUUUCCAAGUGCUACAGAUUUUGUGUGGAGUCAGGAGGAACAUCGUAACAUGGGAGCCUGGACAUUUGUCUCUCCUAGGUUUGAAAACCUUGUAGGACGUAAGCUACGGUAUGUUGGUCGCGACCACUUGAGCUGUCCAGCCACGGGGAUUGGGGAGGUACACCGGGCAGAAGUACAACAACUGAUGCUGGAUACCUUCAGCUGACCAUGUCCAUGAUCUAUUAACUGCUGUAUGACUGGUUCUUCUGUAUGUGAGGAAAUUACUCAGACUUAUUACUGCAAACUUGCAAACAAAUUGACUGCUACCAUCUUAAAGGUGGAAACCCUUGAAACUGUCUGUAAGAUAUAAAUUGAUGAAUCUGUUACAAAAAAAAAUCAAUGAAACUCAUUGUAACGGACACCGGGACACAAUCCCCAACCUAAGUUCAUAUCUAUGUAGUAUAUGUAUCAUACAUAUAUGGAUCGUGGUUUGGGUGCAUUUUUGGUAGUAACCAGGACAGGCUUAUGAUUUCAUGAAGUUUCUGUUGUAACAGAAAUUAGUAACAUUCAUAUUUUAUGAAGAAAUAUUUGCAUUUUUGUUUUUUUUUUUGUAAGGAAAUUAACAAUAUCUUGUUUACAUGGUGAUUACUUAUACAUUACAAUCAGUUUGUCACAACUUCUGUAAUAUGUACAUUUGAUUUCAGUUAUGUAGUACAGAAUGUAUGUAGUCCAUUAAUGCAGCAUUAUGUUAGUAUUUGUUACAUGUAUUAGAAAUGAUAUGGUGUAUUGUCAAUUUCUUUUAUAGGGAAAAAAUCACAUUUUAUUGAAGCAUUACAAGCAGAACUUAUUAAGUUUUACUCAGAAAGUUAUUGCUUACUUAAGAAAUUGGUUUUAUAAAAAAUCUCGCUUCUCAAAUAUAUACAGUAUUCUGUGAUGGUCUUCAGGAUUGUGAAAUCAGUAUUCGCUAGAUAAUAAUCUGAGUUGUGAUAACAGUACUGUGAUACUUUUGUUUCUUCAAAGUAUUUUGGGAAUAUUUUUAGUCUUAAAAUCCAUUGAUAACCACCUAUGCCUUGUGGCAUGGUCCAAGUAUUAUUUCAGUAAAAUAAUUAUACUGCAGCAUGUUUUCCCUUAAUUUUGAUUUAUUUCCAGCUCCCUGUUGUUUUCUUUUAACUAUAUGCAUUAAUUUCGUAUUUCAUGUGUGAAAUCCUCUGGUAACAGAUUAAAUGCAUACAUUUUUUUCUGAAAUUUAUUACAUUUCAAACUAUUUGCUCAGUCUAACAUAUAGCAAUUACGAAAAUGUAUAUAUUUUGAAAUUAAACAGGAAAAUUGAGACAAAGUCCGUUCCACGGGAAGUGGGUUAUUCAAUUGAGUGCUUUGUUUUGGUGUGGAUACUCAAGGUAUGUAGGGCGAUUAAUGAAAUAUAUAAAUAUAUACAGAAGGAAUUAAUCACGACAAGCUCAAGUACGUAUCGUUACCAAUUAAGUUAGAUACUAA